AUGGCACACGGCACUUCAGCACCUUCCACGUUUGUUGCACUGCUCUUCACAGUGCUUUUGGCAACACAACAAGCCGAUGCAAGUCGAUUUCUUCCCAGCGCCUCCAACCGACUGCCAAGCAGCUUAGACUCAGCUGUCGCGGUGGCAGGCGCAGCAGCCAGUAGCAGCAGCCUCGCAGCAACCCUCGGUUCAACGCUCUCCGACCUCCAGACAUCCGUGAACGACCAGAUUGCGUCUCUAGACGAGCUUCUAGGAACACCGCUCGAGAAAUUCUUGGCAACAGUCAGCAGCACCGCGCCAGCUGCAAGCGCCGCGCUCCAGGCACAGAUAACCGCGCUAAAAGCCAACCUCGGUGCUUUGAAUGCGAGCCUCGUCAGUUUGAACGCGUUGAACAUCUCAGGGACCAAUCUGACCGUUACUAAGGAUCUGGUUUCUCAGAUCUCAGGCGUUCAAUCCAACAUCUCCUCGAUUAGCACCAGCAUCGCUGCUUUGAACAAGGAACUAGCUGGGAUUAUCGGCUCAGGCAUAGGCUCGGGAGUAGGCUCGGCGCGAGCGUCGAUUGCAUCCGGUGCUGCUUCCUUGAGGCAGAGCACUGCGAUCCGAGCGGCGCUGAGGCAGCGGCUGGCGGCAGUGACGCAGAAAGUAGCGGGUCUCAACGCGAACAUGUCUGCGCUCGCUGGGAUGGUGAACGGCCUGAGCGGUGCUCUGAACAGUGCUGUGAACGCCGGUUUGAACGCGGCUGGCGACAGCAGCGUGGUGUCGGGCCUCACGAAUCUUCUGCCCCAGCAGGCUGGCAUGCUGCGUAGCGUGCUGACUUCAUGCAACGGCCUGCAGUCUCUCCAGGCCGGUGCUGCCGACCUUCAGAUCCUCAAGAUUGGCUCGGACUACCUGGUCACAUACUACCUCUACGCAGCUGGAGUCACCAAGGCUCCAGAAUCUCAGGCCAUCUUCAAGGGCAGCCCCUGCAGCAAUGCUGCUUCAGCAGUCCUCACCCUCCCUGGCACAUGGCAGCCCAUGAGCCCUGUGUCUUGGUCGCUGGCCAAUGUCGUGAAGGUGUCGGCUGCUGACGUGGCGGAUGUGCUCGCAUCACUCCAAGUGGUCACCAAUGAUGACCUUACCUCGGAUUUUCCGGGGCUGACGGGUCACUCUCAGGAAAAAUGA
Messenger RNA from Closterium sp. Yama58-4, 1161 nucleotides. Lineage: Eukaryota; Viridiplantae; Streptophyta; Zygnematophyceae; Desmidiales; Closteriaceae. The record is from the annotation of a GenBank genome assembly.